UUCUUGUUCUUGUUCUUGUUCUUCUUUAGUAAGAGGAUGAUCCGAUUGAUUAGCUCUCGUAAAUAGGGGAAUGUUACUUUACAAACACUGUUUUUGUGUUAUUCAAAUUUCCAGACAAUGAAACAAAGGAAGCCUUUGUCUUGUUGGCACAUAUAUAACAUUAGGUGACGUCACCGAUAUCUUCAAUAACUUUCCAUACGAAAUACACACACGUAAAUCUAUAAAUGUAUGGAUAAAUUUGACUGACUCGGCAAGCCAAUCUUUUUAAACAAUUCAUUCAUCGUGCGUAACGCUCUGGGACAAAACGAGAAUUUUAUCACUCUAUAUAUGGGUCAUAUAUCCGAAAACAAAACAUCGUUCAGGCUACCAGGCACGUACUUGCCUGUUGCUGUCACGCAGUGUCACGCGACUAACUCCCAGAGUUCGGUGGUUUAUGAUAAGGCAUGUCCUUACACAUAGCUACACGUGAAAACCAAGCAAUGGACAAGACGGUCAUGACUCGUUCCUUGUUUCAGGUUUUCCAGCCGUAUACUGAAAUAAUUCACAGUGCAGAAAUCCCUGUAAAGACGAGCAUCAUAACACUUACUCUGUAUGGCUUCAAGGCAUUCCUACAGCAACUGGUGUUUGACUGCCCGCGACAUUACCACGUCCUUUACGGCAGCCUGUUCAUUUGUGGUCCUGCCGUCAUCCUGUUCUGUCUUUCCAUGCUGAUAUCAGAGUCAUUUUGGACUCUCGUCACUGGCUGCUGCCGCCUUCAAUCCAGAAAGCGGACGCUUGUGUGGUGGAAAUCGAGUAAAAGUGUUUAUCUAUCUCUACUUCCACCGUGUAUUUGGCUCGUUUUCGCUUUUAUGGAGGGAGAUUUCUACGUGUGUUUAACCCUCGGUCCGAUUGAGGCCGCACUUAAAAACGUCGAUGAUUCAAGCUCCAAAGAAAAGAUUGAAGAGAAGUUCGCUCAAGCUAAAAGCAUUUCAGUCAUAAUAUCAUGGGUGAUGUUGAUAUCACUGACCGUGAUCGUGACAGUGUGUGUCACGCUGAGCAGAAUCCUCGCGCAAGUCGACCCUAAACUUCAGGGAGAGAUCGAAUUUGACGAGAUUGAGGCACAAGAGGCGGUGAAACUAUGGAAUGGUCGCUUACAAACCCUAGCAAAAACGCAGGCUUUUGAAGUCAUAGAAGAAGUGUCUGAAACUUUCAAAGAUGACAAAGAUGACGUUUCGGAACAAAUACGUCGGGGCGCGGCCUACUUGAAGAAAUUGUAUCCAAGAUACGGAGGGGUGAUUAGCGGUCACUUCCGUAACGACUCCUGGAGACCAAGGGAUGAGCAUAUGAGAGACAUUCUUGAUAGGAGAUCGCCAUCGAGGGAGCUGUUGAUAAACGACAAGAAAGUGAUGAGAGGAUAUGGCUUACGUCACACAACCAGCAUAUGAUGAGGUCAUGCAAUCUAUGCGGUGCCCUUGUAUUUAGCCUCCGAGCAGGCUCCCAGCGAGGGCAGAAAAAAAUUUGGCGAGCGAAACCAGCGAACGAGCGCGAAACUGAAGAACGAAUUCGCAAGCUACUUUGUAUUAUGCGUGCUGUUUCACUUGGGUAGUCUGAUCAUGACAUUACGGGAGUUAAAAGGCUAACAUUGUUCUUAAGUUUUCAUCCGUAUUGGUGUUAUCACCUAACUUGUAGCCUGUUCCAGGCUCUCCGUCAGUGGGGAUGAUCGAAAAAGCGGGCGGGCGACGAAGGGGAUCAGCGACGAGCGGGACCAGGGAGUGAAAAAGAGAGGGCUUUAUUCCUCUACCAAACUCUGCUCGUCGCCCGCCCGCUUUUUCGAUCAUCCCCACUGACCGAGGGCCUGGAACAGACUACCUAACCUGAUGUUGUUUAAUCGGAACUUUUUGUGGAGGGAAGUGUUUAUUUAUCUCACUCAACUAACGCAACUCAGCUAAUGGAUGAUAUCUGAUGGAAUCGGGAGUCAAUUAUCAUGAUUGGAGUUGUGAAGUCAUGACAUCACAAAAACAAAAUGAAUUUUUGCUUUUAAUGGUCUUUAAUCUUUCAGUUUCAACCAGUGCAAAAGUAAUCCCAAAGAUUUUUUUAACGUUUGCUCUGGCUUGCAAUGUACUUUUUUUGCAAAGGCUGUAUUGGAGAUUUUAGACAGAAAUAAAACAGAUUUACAAUUAA
Orbicella faveolata is the source of this 2160-nucleotide messenger RNA. RefSeq lists its product as uncharacterized. The record is from RefSeq and is a predicted model, not a curated record. Gene Ontology annotation, cellular component: plasma membrane. NCBI's taxonomy places the organism in Eukaryota, Metazoa, Cnidaria, Anthozoa, Scleractinia, Merulinidae. Gene Ontology annotation, molecular function: monoatomic cation channel activity.